UUGCUCCCAGUGUGGGAGUUAAGUACCCCCUUCAAGUGACGUGUGAUGGACGGCGCCUGCCCGGAGUUCGGGCAGAGCACGGCUGAGCGGGCGCUGGAGCUCCGGCGUGGCUCAAGGUUUUCCUCCGGCCUCACCUCUCCCGGAAGACGCAAGAAGCGGCCGGAAACGAGCGGACUAAGAGUUGGAGAGCAAGGGGCCCGCCGACCUCAAGCGCCGCGCUGGCAGCGCGCUUAGGGCCCGGCGUCAUCGCGCGGUGGAGAGCGCGCCUGAGGUCGGAGGAAGUCCAGCCGCCUUGCACCUGACGCGAGGUUUUACACGGUCUUGUUCUGUAGCAGGAUCGGGGCUCGUUUAUGUCCAGACCCUUCGAGACUCCAGGGCACGAAUCAGGGACACGAAUCUGGGGCUUCUCUUGGCAAUCUGGAUUAUAUUCCACUGGUAGGGUGUAGGUUUUCCCGAGAAAGAGUAAAAACGUUUCCUUAAACUCAGCCACGGGAGACCUCAAAUAAUUGUCCAGCAACUGAUGAACUGCUGUUAGUGGUGGCAAGAGGCGACCUCCAUAGCCCCCGCUCCCCCACCCCGACAGAGUUCAGCCUAGAGCGGGAUGUCACGUGACCCACAAUUCAUUUCAUUUCCAAGGAAGGGAGGCAGGAAUGUUGCAGGAAGAAGACUGGUAUGGGGAAAUGUGUUCCCUGCUAGUUCUUCCAAACUAUGGCGCUUCCCAGAAAAUUCUUCCUUUGUUUUUGCUGCUUUGCCUGGUUCUGUUUUCCUGUUAGCUGUGGUUCUCAGGCUUCUAGAGGAGAAGCUCACUUUGCAACUAGUGCUGCGUUGGAAUCUGAGGCUGAGCCUUGGUCCUUGCUGCGGCCUCCAGAUGAGAGACACAGAUCUGGCCUCCCUUCCCCCCUCUUCAAGGUUCUGUAUGAUGGGCAUGGGGGGUUGCCCAGGCUGCAGCCAGACUCCAGAGCUUUGCGCUACAUGAAGAGGCUGUAUAAAACAUAUGCUACCAAGGAGGGGAUCCCUAAAGCCAACAGAAGUCACCUCUACAACACUGUCCGGCUCUUCGCACCCUGUGCCCAGCAUAAGCAGGCUCCUGGGGACCAGGUGACAGGAACCCUUCCAUCAGGGGACCUGCGGUUUAACCUGGAUCGUGUUACUGCUGUUGAACAUUUACUCAAGUCAGUCUUGUUAUACACGUGGAACAACUCCGUUUCUUUUCCCUCCCCUGUUAAAUGUGAGUGCAGCCUGGUGGUAAAAGAACCAGAGCUUUCUAACAAGACUCUGCCUAGAGCUCCAUACUCAUUUACCUUGAACUCACCAUUCACAUUUCGAAAGAAACAUAAAUGGAUUGAGAUUGAUGUGACGGCCAUCCUUCAGCCCCUAGUGGUCUCCAACAAGAGAGAGAUUCACAUGUCCAUCGACUUUACGUGUGUGAAAGACCAGCUCCAGCAUCUUUCAGCACAGGAAAGUCCGUGUAACAUGACUCUUCUGGCAGCCCCCUCACUGCUUUUAUAUCUGAACGACACAAGCACACAGGCCUAUCACAGGUGGUAUUCCCUCCCCUGGAAAAGGAGGCCUUCACAGGGUCCUGACCAGAAAAGAGGGCUGUCUGAGGGUGCACGAUCCUCUCGUCACCGGAGAGAUCAGGACACUGUCAGCUCUGAAUUGAAGAAGCCUCUGGUUCCAGCUUCAUUCAAUCUGAGUGAAUACUUCAAACAGUUUCUUUUUCCCCAAAACGAGUGUGAACUCCACGACUUUAGACUGAGCUUCAGUCAGCUGAAGUGGGACAACUGGAUUGUGGCCCCACACAAAUACAACCCUCGCUACUGUAAAGGGGACUGUCCCCGGGCGGUCGGGCACCGGUAUGGCUCUCCGGUUCACACCAUGGUGCAGAACAUCAUCCACGAGAAGCUCGACUCCUCAGUGCCGCGACCAUCCUGCGUACCUGCCAAGUACAGCCCUUUGAGUGUUUUGGCCAUUGAGCCCGAUGGCUCCAUUGCUUAUAAAGAAUACGAAGACAUGAUAGCAACAAAGUGCACGUGUCGUUAACACAGGCUCCUCUGAACUCACACCUGGAGCCUCUUGGGCAAAGUGUACGCCUCGCACCUAUCGGUGUGCCUCCGGGAGAGUUUCAUGGGUUUGAUCUCUAAAUGUAAUGCGGUGUGUGUUGUGGGAGGAGGAGCCUGUGUAGACAACACACUCUGGCAUCUCGCAGUGUGAAGGGAUAACUGCUGCCUUUCUUGUUUGCAAAUGUAAAUGAAAUGUUCAUUUGGAGCACUUGUUUUUUUUUCCCUAGGCCCUUUUUUUUUUUUUUUCUUAUUGUGGGGUCUCGUUUUUGAUGUGAGAAGAAAAAUCUUAAUUAGUGUAAAUCCUGAUGAGAAUGGCAGCUGUAAACAGACAGUUCAGAGUGCUAUAGUCUUAUUUAAUGGAGAAAUAAAUUCCUGUGAGUGGCAUUAAA
Messenger RNA from Phacochoerus africanus (Common warthog), 2452 nucleotides. RefSeq names its product growth differentiation factor 9 (gene GDF9). The record is from RefSeq and is a predicted model, not a curated record. Gene Ontology annotation, biological process: BMP signaling pathway; SMAD protein signal transduction. Gene Ontology annotation, molecular function: growth factor activity; cytokine activity. The transcript is spliced from 3 exons. The coding region runs from base 709 to 2043 and encodes 444 amino acids. NCBI's taxonomy places the organism in Eukaryota, Metazoa, Chordata, Mammalia, Artiodactyla, Suidae. Gene Ontology annotation, cellular component: extracellular region.